CGAUCCCCACUGUAUCUCAGCCCCUUUUCUCCCUCCCACGUCCCUCCCACGCAUGCACAUUCAACCCCCCACUCCAUCUCUCCAUCCCUCCAUUCCUCCCUCCAGUUCUCCAUCCCUCCCUACCUCCCUCCCUCUCUCAAUCGCUCCCACCUCACUCCUUUCUACUCUCUUUUCUACAACAAACAUGGCCGCGAAGUCGGACGGCGCUGCCGUGCCGUUACAGAACGACAUCCCGCCGUUGUGCGUGCGCAGUCCCGGGCUGAGCUCGCCGCGCGGCCGCUACUCUCUGCUGGACUGCUGCUGGACGCUCGGCGCUCUCCUCGUGUUUUUCUCGGACGGGGCCUCCGACCUGUGGCUGGCCGCCGACUACUACCUACGGCAGGACUACCGCUGGUUCGCGCUCACGCUCGUCUUCGUGGUCGUGCCGUCUGUGGUGGUGCAGGUGCUUAGCUUCCGCUGGUUCGCGUAUGACUUCUCGGAGUCGAGCAGCGCCGGUUCCGCCGCGGCAGCCGUCGUGGCAGCGUCCGGAGCUCAGAGGCGCUUCAGCACCGCGGAGAGCGGCGCCCGGACCCGCUGCUGCAGAGCCUGCGCCUGGCUCUUCCAAAGCAUCGUGCACAUCCUCCAGCUAGCUCAGGUCUGGAGGUACAUCCAUGCCCUGUAUCUGGGAGCGCAGAGCCGAUGGCGGGGGGACAGAGGACACAGACACUUUUACUGGCGCCUGAUGUUCGAGAGUGCGGACAUCAGCAUGCUACGGCUGCUGGAGACCUUCCUGAAGAGCGCUCCUCAACUUGUCCUGCAGCUCAGCAUCAUGGUCCAGGCCAUGCAGGUCCUCCCUUUACAAGGCCUGUCUGCUUCUGCCUCACUGGUGUCUCUUGCCUGGAUGAUGGCGUCCUACCAAAAGGCUCUGCGGGACUCCCGUGAUGACAAGCUGCCCAUGUCUUACAAAGCAGCAGUUGUGCAGAUGCUUUGGCACUUGUUCAUGGUUGGGGCACGUGCUAUGGCGUUUGCGCUGUUCGCCUCAAUCUUCCAACUCUACUUUGGGAUCUUCAUCGUAGCCCACUGGUGUGCCAUGACGUUUUGGAUCAUCCAAGGUGAGACUGACUUCUGCAUGUCCAAGUGGGAGGAGAUCAUUUACAACAUGAUGGUGGGCAUCGUGUAUGUGUUCUGCUGGUUCAGUGUGCGAGAGGGACCCACACGUUGCCGCCUGCUUCUCUACAGCUUUAUAGUACUGGCUGAGAACGUGGCCCUCACUGCUGCUUGGUACUUGUACCGUGGCCCACGCAUCUCUGACUUCUAUGCUGUGGUGGUGGUGUGCGUGGUGGCCUGUAGCUACGCCCUGGGUACCUUCUUUAUGUUUGUGUACUACUGCCUGCUGCACCCAGAUGGCCCUGUGACGGUUGCCCAUCUAGGAUGUUGCACAGUGGAGGGGGGUGCUGUGUCAGAAGCUUGUCUCUCAACAGCGACCUCUGCUCCUCCUCCAGAUAUGGUGAGCAGCCCACCCAGGACGUUGCAGAGGACUAAAGGAGGAGGAGAGCAAGAAGCAGCAGGUGAGGGGGCGGACGUCUUUCAGGUGCGCCCCCCUGCUGGUUUAAGGACUCCUGCACCCCGCCCCACCCCAAAGACAGAAGGGCCCGUUAUUCGAAUUGACCUGCCCAGGAAGCAGUACCCUGCCUGGGAUGCUCACUUCAUUGAUCGUAGGCUGCGCAAGACCAUCUUGGUCCUAGAGGGUGCAGCACCAGGCACACCCAGGAUCCAGUACCGCUGUUUGGGCACACCAAAGGAGGUGAUGGAGUAUGAAACGACAGUGUGA
Molecule: messenger RNA, 1810 nt
Organism: Ictalurus furcatus (blue catfish)
Lineage: Eukaryota; Metazoa; Chordata; Actinopteri; Siluriformes; Ictaluridae
Gene: xkr7a
Product: XK related 7a
Exons: 3
Coding region: 53-1810 (585 amino acids)
Biological process (GO): apoptotic process involved in development; engulfment of apoptotic cell; phosphatidylserine exposure on apoptotic cell surface
Cellular component (GO): plasma membrane
Source: RefSeq, a predicted model, not a curated record